Rotaria socialis is the source of this 1314-nucleotide messenger RNA. The record is from the annotation of a GenBank genome assembly. Lineage: Eukaryota; Metazoa; Rotifera; Eurotatoria; Philodinida; Philodinidae.
AUGAAGUCGCAAAUUCUCUUUCGAAAAGCUACGCGAACGGUUGAAUCAUCACCUGUGAAUGUCAAUCCCCAACGAAAACGUUGUUUACUAUGUGAUUCGCUGUUAAAAAGCCAUCGUUAUUUAUUAAUGGGCAAAUCAAUUCACGAACCGAUACAAAUUGACAACGAUAAAAGUAUAACUUAUGCUGAAUGUUGCCGAAAAUAUUUAAAAGAAAAGAAUCUCUGCGAUAAAUUCCAUAUAAUCUGUUUGAGAUGUUGUGAUAAUUUACAACGCCUUCAUUCAUUACAUCUAGAUGCAGAGGAAGUAACUAAAAAAAUACGCCGAAGUUUUCACAAAACGAAACGGCUCAAUCAAAUUCGUCGUUGUUCUUCAAAAAAUGAAAAAGUUAUUGAAAUCAAAGAAGAAUCUUCACCAGUAGAAAUACUUGCUGGACCAGUUCUUUCCAAUAAUGCCUACAUUCAAAAGCAUUUACCACCCUAUGAUGCUCCAUCACAAAUUCCUCUAUCAAAUAUCCCAAGUAUUCGCUCAGCAUUUGUUCCAGCACAAGUGUUUCCAAAUGAGCAUCAAAAUUAUUUUUAUCAUCACACAAUGAACAAUGCAUCUGCAUUGCCCUAUGCACAAUUUAUGAUCGAAUCACCAAUAUCAACAAAUUUUUCUCAUCAACAACAAGAGAAUGAUUUAACCAGUAAACAACUGUCGCUCGAUGAUGAUCGAUCACUUUCACCAUGUACAAACGAUGAUGAAACUGGCUCGAAAACUACUCGUUUAACACGUCGGCAAUAUGAAUUUUUAACUAAACUUCCUGAUCAACAAUCACUAAAUGCAUUCAUUGAAGCAUCCGCAUCAGAAUCUAAUUCUCGUUGGACAUGGCGGCGAACAUCAGCCAAUUCUCGUGGAUAUAAAAUCUAUUAUGUAUGCAAUUUUUCUAUGCGUCGUCAUUACCAUCCAUGUCCUGCUGCGAUGUAUGCACUUUUCAAUCCCGAGGGAACUAUUUCAAUUUAUUCGCAUGGUCAACAUCAACACAUACCAAAAAACCGUCUUCCUCUAAGUAUAACAGAUGAAAGUAAAGACGAAAUAUUCAAGUGUUUACAAACUGGAAUGUCGGCAAGUGACAUUCGUGAACAUUUAAUUCGUCUUCAACUACCGUUCGGUGAUACAAAAAAAUUAAAUAACUUUAUUAAAUAUCACAAAGAAUUAUUGCGCUUUGGUGCAGUAACCAAUGUUCGACUGAAUGGAAGUGCUUAUCGUCAACCACAAUUUUGGGCUAUUAGACGGCCAUCACCAACAAAUGCAAAUACAUCACUGACAAUGUAG